AUGACGAUGCCAGCCCCAGACUUGAUGCAUGCAUCACCAAAUGUACCUACCAACCUUUGUCUGCAGAAUGAGCCCAACAGGCAGAAGGGGACUUCUCCAGAUUCGUAUCAUGACGCAAAAACCGAUUUCGACUCGGGUUCACUCGGAGACCGUUGUCCUACCCCUUUCCCGUCCUUGACAGGCCUGAGAUCACGGGGGAAAGUUGGAGAACUAGAGUCGGCGACGAUUGGCUCGAGAGUGACACUUGUCGAUCUACACAAUGCUACAGCAUCGCUUGGUGCUUCGCCGAUUGCAGCUCUACAAGCUGCUUGGGCUGUGAUCCUUUCUACGUACACUGCUGCUCAGGACGAUGUUAUCUAUACCACCCUUAUCGCCUCCCCAGCGAGCCAUAACUCUGAUCAUCGAGGCGAGGACGACUUUCAAGCGAUUCAAACGCGAGUAUGUCUCAACAUCCCUCAAAAGCGGGGCCAAACAACAAAUGGCAGCAUCCUUAAACACUUGACAGCAUCAAAUGCGUUGGCGCUACUUCAAUCUAAGCAGCCAGUGGUUCCAGCUGCUCACCGUGAUGAAUUGAUCAAACAUGGAACGCUUGUAGCCUUGAAAAGCAAGGAUUGUCCUGAACGUGGCGAUGGGAUUUUGAAAUUAAGCAAUGGGCUCUUCAAAGGUGAUGAGCCCGCAGUCAGUCUUGUAGCCCGGCCUGACUUGGCCGGUUCCCUGGAGUUGAAUGUACUCUACAUCAAUCUGGUUCUGAACGAAACUAGCGCGCUUGUGAUGUUAGAGCAAUUGGACGAUGUCUUAGCAUUCAUUUUAGCAAAUCCUGCAAAACCGAUUGCAGAUAGCUUGGCUGCUAUUCGCCCUUCUCUAUUAUCGACAUGGAAUGGAGCCCUGCAGGAGUCCACAGAAUUCAGUCUACAGGCACCACACUUGCAUGCCCAAUUCGAGAGUUUUGCCAGUUGCAGCCCGCACCGUGUGGCAUUGGAUUUCAGGAAGGACAUACAUUCUGAAAAAUCAAGCGAUAACACCACGUGGACCUAUGAGCAGCUCAAUGACAGAGCCGAGAGUUUUGCUACGCGUCUCAUCCACCGCUUUGGCCCCUUGACUGAUGAUGUUAUACCAGUAUGCAUGGAAAAGCGCCCGGAGCUCUACAUUGCCAUUCUCGGUAUUUUGAAGACAGGCGGGGCCUGGUGUCCAAUCGAUCCGUCUUUCCCAGCUCGUCGCCGCCACCACCUUAUUGCACGAAUUGGCGCUCGAAUUCUUGUUGUUGCUGAGCCAAAGCCUGCAGGUAGCACCGACGGCAUACCCCAAGGCGUGACCACUGUCGACAUCAACUGUCUGGAGGACACUGUUGCCGGUGUGUUUAAAACUCCUAGUGCAAAGAUGGGAAGCCUUGCCUAUCUCAUUUGGACAAGUGGGACUACUGGCGAUCCCAAGGGCGUUCCAAUUCAUCACAAAGCUGCAGUGACCAGUAUGCGAGCUCUACAGAGGUCUAUACCUUCUGAUGUAGCUGGAGGCAUCGACUUGUUCUACACCUGGGGCAUUGGAGGGACGGUCAUAUCGUCCACCCGAGAAAUCAUGCUUGGCUCAUUCGCCGAGCUGGCAACCAAGACAAACGCAACCCAUGCGCAUUUGACCCCAGCUUUCGCGGCGAGUGUGCCGAGAGAGCGAUGUCCGACCCUCGAGGUCAUCACGAUGAUUGGAGAGAAGUUGCCUCAGGCUAUAGCAGACGAUUGGAGUCAGGAUAUGCGAGCUUUCAACACGUAUGGUCCCGCCGAGACUACGGUAGUCUCAACUUUAAGGCAGUUUGGUGCUGCAGGAGACGAAGUUCAGAGCGAGAAUAUUGGCUUUCCUCUAGUAUCGGUGUCUACUUUUGUUAUGCGCGAUGAUCGCCCUCUCAUGAGACAAGGUAUUGGCGAGUUAGCUCUUGGGGGCCCCCAGCUUUCGAAGCGCUACUGGAAUGAUCCAGAUAGAUCUUCCGAAAAAUUUGUUUGGAAUGAGCAGUGUUCUAGAAACUUAUACAUGACAGGAGAUUUGGUUCGCCAACUGUACGAUGGCUCUUUGGAGUUUGUUGGCCGUACGGAUGACCUGAUCAAGAUCCAAGGUAUCCGUAUCGAGCUUAGCGAGAUUGGCUUUUCUCUUCGUUCCUGCCAUCCACUCGUCGAGCAAGUCGAGAUACAAUACCUGGAUCGGCCGGACCGUCCUUCAAAGGUCAUCGUGGCGUUUCUCGUUGCACCAAAAUUGGACAAUAGCAUGCAACCUACCAGUCAACUCACUGCAAGCGAAGAAGCGAUCCCAAUUGCUAAGAGCGCUCUCCUUAAAGCGCAGACCAACUUGCCUGGUUAUAUGAUCCCAAGGGUGUUUCUCGUGAUAAAUAGCAUUCCAACGACAUCUUCGGCUAAGACCGAUCAAGCUGUUCUCAAAGACAUUUACAGCUCGAUCGAUCUGGGAACGUGGGAAAGGACGCUUGCUUCAAAUGACAACAGUACCAGAGAGGUAGCGACCUGGAGCACGCGCGAAUCAGAUCUCAUCGCGGUUGUCACGGAACUCUCUGGAACACAUCGGGAUUCAAUGAGUCGAGCCUGUGACUUGCGUUCGAUUGGAAUAGAUUCCAUUGCCGCAACGAGAUUAGCUCCACUGCUCAAUGCCAAAGGGUUUCGCAUCUCAGUCGCCGAUAUUCUUAAGUGCCAAAAUCUGGAUGAUCUUUCGAAGUCGACUGACAAGCCCCACACCGAGCAUCUGACAGAAAGACACGAUCUAGAGGCUUUCCACAAAGAAUGGUACACCAGGGUUACAAAUGAAAUAAAUAGACGUGAUGUAUACGUGGCUCCGGCUUUGCCGUUGCAAGAGUCUCUUCUCAGCGAAAGUAUGCAGAACCCCAGCGCUUACUGGAGUAACACUUUUCUUUCUCUCGAUGCUAAGGUCGACAACAACCGCUUACGCAAGGCAUGGUUGCAGGUUGUGAGCGAUACAGAGGCAUUACGUACAGGUUUCAUCCCUUCAGCUGCAGUUUUGGAACAUCAUAUCGAUGCCUCCAUCUCGAACUCAACAUUUAUGCAGUUGAUAUACGAAGUGGCUACCAUUGAUUGGACAUGUGUGAAGUCGUCAGAGGCCGGUAUGAUCGAGCUUGCCACACAACGAGCACAUGCUGUGGCCGAAAGACAUCAAAGAGAUCACUUCAGGGACCCGCUUGUGGCCAUUACGAUCUUCGAACAGCCAAACCAUUGCGUGAUGAUGGUCUCUGUUCAUCACGCUGUUCGCGAUGAGGCAUCGUUAGGUUUCAUCCUGGAAGAUGUUAGUAAGAGCUACCAGAAGUUUGGUGAGGGCCCAGGACAUCGGCAUCAAUUGCGCGAGGCUCUACAAGUGAUGCUUCCGACGGGAGCUCAAAUCGAUCAGGAUGAGGAUUUCUGGUCAAAAGCACUCGAAACUUUCGUUACCACUGAUGAUGCAAAUAUAUGGCCUGAUUUGACUGGAAAGAGCAGGCGAAGCGAAGACCCAGCUGUAGGGUUCUUAAUCCACACUCAGGCUCUGAAAACGAGCUACAAAGACCUUCAAGGUGCAGCACUCGGCCUCGGUGCAUCAUCGGUAGCAUCAAUUUUACUAGUAGCUUGGGGGAGCGUGCUACUGGAGUACUUGGAGACUAGCAGCGUAGUAUUCGCAGAGACAUGGUCAACCCGAAUUGAUGACUUUACAUUAGCGGAUGUUGUCGGACCACUAACGACUGUAUUACCUGUCCCUUUUCGUGCGCUGAGAUCCGCUCGCGAAGCCUUAAUCGCGCAAUCGAAUUUUCAGAGAGAGUCUAGAGCCCAUCGCUCAAUUCAUGCACGAGUCAUUAGAAAAAUUCUAAAACGCUCCGAGAACCAAGGUCUAUAUCCAGCAGUGUUCAACUUUCUUCCUGAUUUGGGGGAAGACAGCGAGAACGGUUGCUCUUCAAUAUGGAGUAAGAUUGACAAUGUCGUGGGCCUUACUGUUGAACAUCCUUUGGCACUCAAUGUCGCACAGACAGCAAACGGUGUUCUAGAGAUGGAGAUCUCAGCAAGCCAAAAGGUUAUGAGCAGUGCCCACCUCGCCAUACUUGCUCUGCAGGUGGACGCAUUCGUCGAGACGAUGUUGAGAUCCCCUGACAUGCCACUUACGCAACUUUCAUUAUAUUUUCCAAAAGAGCUGGUCUCUGUGACCUCGGUCUCCUUCAGCGAAAAGGUGAAACUUGCUUGGAAACAAAAUCCCACGGAUUGGGUGGAUCAUUACGCUGCAGUACAUCCACACUGGCCCGCAGCUCAAGUGGUCACCUCUCUUGACAACAAGGAGUGCGAAUCUGAAAGCUGGAGUUUUGCAGAAUUACGCUACGCAUACAAUCGAGUUUCAGCUUUCAUUAGUCACAGUGGUUAUACUAAUCAGAUGAUAGCAGUGUGUCUGGAUCGCCGUAUUGAGGCUUAUGCGGUAAUUCUUGGGAUUAUGGCGUCUGGCAAUACCUACUUACCCAUCGACGAAGAUUUGCCCGGGAAGCGCAAAUCAUUCUUACUGCAGGACAGUACAGCUGCCAUGCUCUUCACCACCAGGUCUCUUGCGCUUACGUUUCCAAGCACUCCAGCCGAAAGCCGCGUGGUCUACGUGGACUGUAGUACAUAUGUGGAGCAAAUAGUCAGUGGUCGUUCGGUUGAAACCUCCUCGCAUCCACAAGCUAGCGACAACGCUUAUUUGCUUUACACCUCUGGAUCAACUGGAGUACCGAAGGGUGUGCUUGUUGGCCGGGGCAACCUUUGCUCGUUCAUCGAAGGACUUUCCGAGUUCAUUUGUCCACUUAUUCCUGGAAUGAAAGAGCUUCCGGGUAAAGGCAAAUACCUCGGACUUGCAAGCAGAGCUUUUGACGUUCACAUUGCUGAGAUGUUCCUGGCCUGGCGACAAGGUCUGGCUGCAGUGACUGCUCCUAGGACGAUGCUGCUCGAUAAUCUUGAGCUAGCGCUUCGGAAGCUGGAGAUUACUCAUGCUAGCUUUGUGCCAUCAUUGAUCGAUCAAGCUGGCUUAGAUCCCGCGAAUCUCCCUGACCUUCAUUAUCUGGGUGUCGGAGGCGAGAAGAUGUCGAAACGUGUUAUCGAUUCAUGGGCCUCCAAUGAGAACGCAUCUUUGAUAAAUGCGUAUGGUCCAACUGAAAUGUCAAUAGGAUGCACCGCUGCAGAAGUCACUGGAGAAUCGAGUUCGAGGAACGUCGGUCGACCUUACGGGAACUCCGUUGCUCAUGUACUGGUACCUGGAUCCAAUAGGUACACCCUGCGUGGCGUUGCAGGAGAGCUCUGCUUUACAGGAGACUUAGUCGCAAAUGGCUACCAUAAUCGUCCCGAUGCGAAAGGAUUUGUAAAUGAUUUCAACGGUGAAAGAAUGUAUCGCACAGGUGACGUAGUGCGCUUGAUGGCAGACGACACACUGGAAUACCUGCGCCGAGAGGAUGAUCAAACCAAAGUCAGAGGUCAACGACUCGAACUAGGUGAGAUUACCGAGGCUGUUCGAUCGACAGCCGUAACGACGCUGGGGUUGAAUAACAUCGACGUGGCAACUAUGGUUGCUCAGCAUCCCAAGCUCUCAAAAUCACAACUUGUAAGCUUCGUCGUUCCCAACCCACAUUCAAAUAAAACCCUAGAAGUUUCAGAGACCCUUAGCUCUGCCCACGACUAUGCUAUCGCAAGCGAGAUUCAAGCCGGUUGCCGAAAAGUCCUUCCCGCUUACAUGGUUCCUGAUGUGGUCAUUCCCCUCACAAAACUACCCCUGGCCCCGUCAUCCGGAAAAGCAGAUUUGAAGCGCCUCAAAAUUCUUUUCGCAGACAUACCAAUUGCGGACUUGAUACACGACACCUCCUCAGAACAGCCUGAUCAACCGGAUUCAACCCGCCAAGAAUUGACUGAAGCUGAGAGAAGUGUGCGAAGCGCAGUCAUGAACACCCUAGCUGUUGAUGCGGCCGAAAUCUCAAGAAAUACCAACAUCUUCCGGCUAGGACUUGAUAGUCUAAGCGCCAUCACUCUGGCCGUCAAACUGCAGAAGCUAGGAUACGACUGCACAGUUUCCAGCGUCCUGAUAAACCCCUUUCUUGAACAGCUGGCUCUUCUACCUCAAAAAGACCAAGACAAAGAGGCACCAGCAGACCAACUUACACAGACACGGUCAAGACUAGGAGAUCUCGAGUCCAGGUUUCGUGGGACUCACUCCCAUGGCCUAGACGACUCGUCCAUUCAGGCAGUAAAGCCUUGCUUGCCUUUACAAGAGACCCUUGUGGCGACUUCUCUCAACGACAAUAGUGAUCCGCUCUAUGUGAAUCACAUGGCAUUGAGGCUAUCUAAUGAUUUCGAUCGCGCUCAUCUUUAUAGAGCUUGGGCGAGGGUAGUGGCCGACCACGACAUACUCAGGACCUGCUUCCAGGAAUUCGAAAAUGGAAUUGUUCAAGUCAUUUUUGAAUAUGUUGAGUCCCGAUCAGUGUCCUGGGAAGAGACUGUUACCUCAGAUCCCGAGUCGGCUUCCCAGCUUCAGCAAAGUAAAUCUGGCACAGAAAUUAUCUCUGACAUUGCGAGCAAAGCCCCAUUGAGACUGACCCUGUUUCGGCCACCUUCUGACGACGGAAGUUCGAUACUGUUGGUUUCAAUACAUCAUGCACUAUAUGAUAGAGAAUCCAUCACCAUGGUACUUCAAGAGCUCAUCAUGCGAUAUCACUCAGCCAUUCCUCCGGCUCAUACCCCUUUUGAUUCGAUGAUUGAACACGUAUUUUCCCAGGAUCAGGAGGCGUCCGAAGUCUUCUGGAAAGAUUAUCUAGCACAUUGUAGGCCGACUUCGAUUGUGGAUCGAGCUGAUACCACAAAAAAAACCCCGAAUAACAAUUUCUUCCCGACGGUGGACAGGACUCUUGCUAGUCCGCUUGCUGAGUUGGAGGACUUCUCUUCUUCUAUAAGUGGAACACUGACAUCAACUAUCCAGGCAGUCUUUGGCAUCAUCUUGGCUCAAGUGCUGGAAACCCACGAUGUAGUAUUUGGCGCCGUACUUUCCGGGCGCACUGUGCCGAUAGAGAAUCCUCAUACUAUCGUUGCGCCCUGCAUAACAACCAUUCCUCAACGCGUCAAUUUCCAUUCCAAUUGUUCCUCUAUUGUAGACAUCGUGAAAGAUGCCCAACAAGGUUUUGUAGCCUCUCUCGAGUUUCAACACACAGCUCUGAGACAUAUCCAUCGCUGGCUCGGAGCAGAGAAACCCUUGUUCGACUGUCUAGUCUCCUGUAUACAGAAAUUGGAUUCAAAGCCUAGCACUUAUCCACGUCUUUGGACUGAGCUCGAGGGCUCCAUCCCCAAAGACUUCCCGCUCUCUAUUGAAUUUGAGGCUGACUAUGGAGCCGGUCGAAUGCGUGCUCACUGUGCUUUCUCUCCUGCAUUUGGCGACUUGGACAGAGCAGCGUCUUUACUAGAGAAUAUCGAUCUUCUUCUGGGAGCGUUAGUUCGACGAGAAAUUGUCACUACUGAAGAUCUAGGCCUCUCCAAAAGUGAUGCUGUAGACUAUAGAUCUAAGCCGCAAGUUUGGGACCAGUCACACUGGACGCCGAGAGAGCUGAAGGUGCGAGAGCUUGCGGCUGAGAUCUGUGGUACCAGUGCGAAAGACAUCUCAAAGGGAGCAUCAUUUUUCAGUCUAGGGAUCGACUCUAUCACUGCAAUUCGGUUUGCGCAACGCCUAAGACACUCGGAAAUGCAGUGCUCUUCAGCGGAUGUGAUGCGCCAUUCAUGUAUAGCGGCGCUAGCCCAAAAAAUUGACAGUCUUCCACAUCACACGAGAAGCAUCGAAAAGCUCUCAGAGGCGCCACAGGAAGACGACCUCAAUCACUUUAUCCCUCAGCUCCCAAUUUGGAGCCCCGCAGACACUAUAACAGACGUCUAUGCUUGUACUCCACUGCAGUCCUCCAUGCUUACUCAAACCCUGGGAUCAGAUGGGAAGCUUUAUUUUCACUACCAUGCUGUCCGACUAGCCCGCCAUAUCGAUCUCUCCAGACUAAAACAAGCAUGGGAAUAUCUCAUCGUGAAGACAGAGAUACUUCGAACCACCUUCCACUUUUCCAACGCGGUUAACACGUGGCUGGCAGCAGUGCACCAAGAGAGGCCAGACUCUUGGACAGAGCGCGAUAUCAUAACUUCAAUAUCUGAUUCGCUGACCGAUAUCAUGGAGCAUUCUGUAUUCCAUGAAGAAGCGGACUUUGAGCAGCCGCCUUGGAAGGCAACUAUUUUGAAGACGGCAACGGAAACUGUGCUCGUGAUGUCGAUGCAUCACAGUCUCUACGACGGCGAGUCAAUCAACCUCCUGUUCCAAGACCUGGCAAGGCUGUAUGAAGACAUCGAUUUGCCCCUAAGAGCACCUUUCAGCGAUGCAGCGAGAGCUAUCUCGAAGAGUAAGACGGAGGCCGAAAACUUUUGGUUACGACAACUCGACGGGUUUACAAACAGUGAGGUUUCCCCGUCGCAGAAAGCCACAGAGACGGCCAUGAUAGAAAUGGAUACUACUUUCCUAAUGAACAUCGAGAGUAUACUUCAGGGCUGCAAAGAUCUUGGGGUGACCAUCCAGACGGUCGCACUCUUGGCCUAUGGAAAGAGCCUCGCUUGCGUCUCAGGACGCCGAGAUGUCGUCUUUGGUCAUGUGGUCGGAGGUCGAUCGCUUGCAAUGCCAGGCGCAGACGAAGUCGUCGGACCGCUCUUCAACACGGUCCCAUCCCGCAUCGUCUUUGACAAGACCUAUGUCACGAACAAAGCUGCGGCCAUUGACAUUCAACAGUCCUCGGGAAACUCACGACCACACCAGUAUGCGUCGUUGGGUAGGAUUCAGCAGGCAUGGCGGCAGAAGGUUGGAGAUGCUAACGCACAGCUUUUUGACACUCUGUUCGUCUUCCAGAACACCGUUAACAGGGCAUCAUCCACAGAUAGAUUGUGGACCUCUCUCGAUAUGGGUGAAGCUGUCGCCCCCACCGAAUACUCGACGAACUUUGAAUUCGAGCAAGGGGGAGAAGAGACCGUCUUGAGAUUGUCGUCGCGCAAGGGGCUGACAACACGAGAGCAGCUCCAGGCCUGGCUUACAGACUUUGAGCAGAUCUUUCAAGACAUUAUUGAGCGUCCUCAGCGGAGUGUAAUGGCUUUCCCAGGCUCGCUACAGAGUCUCCCACUUGCGAUUGGGAACGACAAGAAGCGCGCAUCUCCAAAAGAUGACAUUGAGCCAGGACCGGAUUUGGAAUCCAUUCGGACAGUGCUAUCGGAAGUAUCCGGGAUUUCCCCAGAGAACAUUCCAGUAAAUGCCAGCAUAUUUUCCCUAGGUCUGGACUCCAUCUCCGCAAUCCGGGUGGCUGCGAGCUGCCGGAAGCAGGGUCAUGUGGUAAGUGUUGCAGAUGUACUUCAAGGACGCAGUUUGAGCGGCAUCUGUAGACGGCUUCGGGGAAGGAAUCCGGAGCAAACCCGCCACGCGGAGAAGCAAAGUCCAUUGAUCAAUACGGAAGCAAGAUCAAAGGCUCUAGUCCUGGCAAGUCUCAAAGAUGAGGAUAUCGAGGAUGUGCUACCGUGUCUAGCCGGUCAAUCAUAUCACCUUGCCAGUUGGCUGAAAUCGCGUCGGACGAUGUGUGAGGCGGUAUGGACAUAUCAGUGUCCCAGACGGCUGAAUGUGAAUGAUCUGAGGUCCGCUUGGAGAGGGCUGAGGGAGCGUCAUUCGGUGUUGCGGACUACAUUUGUUGCUCUCUCGCCCAAAGAGACCGUCCAAGUGGUACUCAAACCUUCAGCACUCAAUCACGACUCCUUCAAGUGCAUAGAAGCUCCAGGUGAUACCGAAGACCGAGUCGCUGACCAGAUCACUCAAGAAACAAAACAGCCGUUCGACUUCUUCAGUCCUCCUUCGAAGCUACGCCUCGUACGCGGGGAUACUCAAGACUUUGUGGUGUUGAAACUCCAUCAUGCAACCUACGACGCUUGGACAGUUCAGAAAAUCGUUGACGACCUCAUCGCACUAUACCAAGGCGUCCAUCUACCGUCCCCGCCACGCUUCGACUCAUUCAUCCACCACACCACGCACUCUCUCCACACCGAACCGGAACAACUCUACUGGCGCAAAAGCCUGAAAGAAUGCCAACCAACCCUCCUCCAGCCAUCAACCACCCAACCCGACACCCCCGUCCCCACAUCUACCGCUUCCACCGCAAUCUUCGUCUCCAUCAACCCCGCUCUCCCAAACCUCCGAUCCCUAGAAACCACAUGCCGCCACUCCGCCACUUCCCUCCCCACACUCAUCCUCCUCGCCUUCGCCCGCGCCCUGGCCCGCCACACCUCAGUCGCCAGUCCGACUUUCGGCCUCUACCAGGCGGGCCGCUCCACUCCGUUCAAAGACAUCGAUGAGCUGUGCGCUCCAUGUCUGAACGUCACGCCGGUGGUGAUACCGGAUGCGUUGGACCGGCCGGCGCUGGAGAGUGCGCAGCGGUUGCAGGUUGAUCUGGCGGAGAGGGUGGAAUUCGAGCAGAGCUAUCUGCGCGAAAUACUGGGUUGGGUGGGUUGCGGGGGUGGGCCGCUUUUCAACACGUUUGUGAAUAUCCUCUCGCAUGAGGGCGCGCGGGGUCCUCUGUCAGCCUCGUCAUCGUCAACAAGACCGACAACAAGUUCCGACCCUCUCUUCGUCCCAUGUCAGCUGCCACAUGUCCCGAUGGAUGCUGUACCGGCGGAGACGAUGAAGCAUGGUAAGACUGCGGUGGAUGGUUUGGAAGUGGAGUAUCUUGCCGAGAAGAACUUGUACCUAGAUGUGGCGAGGAGGGUCGAGGAUGAUUGUAUCGAUUUUGGGAUCCGGUGUGAUGGAGAGCUGAUGGAUGAGGGGACGGUGAGGGCGUUCGCGGGUGAGAUUGCUGUGGAGGUGGAGAAAAUUGUGGAGGGUAUUGAGAGGGAUGGGGAUCGAGGGGUUUAG
Messenger RNA from Letharia columbiana, 10932 nucleotides. RefSeq lists its product as uncharacterized. The transcript has 2 exons. The record is from RefSeq and is a predicted model, not a curated record. Gene Ontology annotation, molecular function: phosphopantetheine binding; catalytic activity. Lineage: Eukaryota; Fungi; Ascomycota; Lecanoromycetes; Lecanorales; Parmeliaceae. Bases 1 to 10932 code for a protein of 3643 amino acids. Gene Ontology annotation, biological process: amino acid activation for nonribosomal peptide biosynthetic process; secondary metabolite biosynthetic process. Gene Ontology annotation, cellular component: cytoplasm.